This is a messenger RNA of Drosophila erecta, 252 nucleotides long. RefSeq lists its product as uncharacterized. Gene Ontology annotation, molecular function: serine-type endopeptidase inhibitor activity. The transcript has 2 exons. The coding region runs from base 1 to 252 and encodes 83 amino acids. Lineage: Eukaryota; Metazoa; Arthropoda; Insecta; Diptera; Drosophilidae. The record is from RefSeq and is a predicted model, not a curated record.
AUGAGUUCGUUUUGCGUUUCUUUUCUUUUAAUAACCCUUUUAGGGAUUGUGAUGUCAUAUAGAGAUCUUUCGGCCAAGUGCAAACUGUUCCCUUUAUCUUAUGGAUUUUGUAAAAUUAGCGCUCGAGGAUUUUCUUAUGAUGCUCGUAGGAAUGUGUGUCAUCGAGUUGUUCUUCGGUGUAUGGGAAGGGAUAAUUUUUUCUUUGACCAAGAUUCCUGCGAAUCAGCAUGCUUAAAGAAAAAAAAUAAGUAA